AUGCCUCUUUAUAUCCAAGGCUCUCCUAAUCAACCUAAAAGUCCUCAAUAUCAUCAACUUUCCCCACCAUCAUCCAUCGAUCUGGAUGCCUUCAACAUGACAACGUUGGAUGAAAUUGACAUGCUGGGUUUCCAAGCUGAUUAUUUAAUCAGCCCUAGACCCCCCAGCUUGCUGUUUGGGUCUAACCCUACGCACGUCCUCAACUUUCUGACACGCUCAGAAUUGUGGAAUCUGCCAGCGUCAAGUAUCUUGGAAUAUGCAAAACACCACUCCCGAGAGAUCAACAACAUUAUCCGCCAUUUGGAUGAUGUCAUAUCGAAAAUCCAAGAAAUCAACAUGCCUCCUCGUUAUUACACUCCAUCGGUUUCUCAUUUGUUGACGUUCAACAAAGAACAGCUAAUCAUGCUGUAUGAUCAGCUACCCCUUCCAGUUAUUAUGAAGUUACGACACACAUCGCGUUAUUUCUACCAUACAGCCAACGUCUAUGUUUGUAACCGGGUCGCGUCACUGAUAUGUGGUUUCCGCCUUAGCUAUGCUCGAACCUUGAAGAAGCUAGACACAUACAACGCCGUUAUUGGUGGUUCGGUGGCGUUACUUCCCAUCCUGGCACGCAUCGACGGGUUCAAACCUCAUGACCUUGAUAUUUAUGUCCCCCAGCGCCAUGCCUUUGACCUCUAUCAAGACUUGCUUGAGGAUCAAUACGAGAUUACAGAAACGUGGUCCAAUGUGCAUCUUGGCAACCCAUGUGUAUCAAGCAUCCUCUUGUUAACGCAUCGCUCAAACCGUGACCUUUGUGUCAAUCUGAUCAUGACAUCUUCCCCUUCUCCUGUCGCCGCUAUCAUCCAUUCUUCUUCGACACACACUAUGAACUAUAUUAACAAGCAUGGCAUAUUUUGCGCCUAUCCAGACCUCACAUCCAAUAAACUUUCACAUUCGGUUGUAUCUCCUACACAAUCCCAGAUACUGGAUCUACAUCGCAUUAUUGCUGGCAACAUGGUUCCUAGAUUCAUCGAACAGAACAUUUUGGACCCACUCUAUCUUAUCUUCCGCACAAGGUACCGAGAACGCGGUUUUUCGUUUGAUGAAAAACUCUGGCCACAUGUCUGCACAGUGGAUCCUUCCUGUCCUCAUACUUCAAGGCACACAAGCGAUUCAAACCGCUUAUUCUUCUCCUUUGAUGAACACAUGGCUCUCCCAGUCGUUGUUGGCGCCCUAACAUUUUAUCCUUCAAUUCUACGAGAGAAGAAGGAUAAGGCUUUAUCGUAUGAGGGGUGUGAUAUUUGGUGGACUCUUGGAGGUGGGCCUUGCGAAAACUCUGGUCGUUCCUGGAUGCGACAACGUAUUGUAAUUGAUGCUUCUUUUCUUUCUUGA
Molecule: messenger RNA, 1371 nt
Organism: Laccaria bicolor S238N-H82
Lineage: Eukaryota; Fungi; Basidiomycota; Agaricomycetes; Agaricales; Hydnangiaceae
Exons: 4
Coding region: 1-1371 (456 amino acids)
Source: RefSeq, a predicted model, not a curated record